AGCUGGAGGAAACGUUCACUGGAGCCCGCAGACUAAUCCACAUUAAUGAACUGUAUCACUGUUAGGUCACACGUGUAGAGUAUUUUACAUGCUGUCCGUAUGGAAAAGGAAUAUUUGGCUCCAGACACAAGGAGAGGCUGACCUGAACAAAGCACUGGGCACAGAUUGAGCGUCUCAAGUUUGAUCUGCGGGGAGUGGAGUCGCUCUCCUGUCACUGUGGACUAAUGAUGGCUCUAAUGGUUCACCUGAGGACGGUCGCUCACCUGCGGGGAAAAGGUGACCGGAUCGCCAAAGUUACAUUCAGAGGUCUGUCCUUCUACAGUCGCGUGGCAGAGAACUGUGAGGAGGUGGCCCACUUUAAUGAGACAUUUCGAUGGCCCAUUGCCAGCAGGCUGGAUGGAAACGAGAUGCUGGAGAUCCAAGUGUACAACUACAGCAAAGUGUUCUCCAACAGAUCGGUGGGAACGUUCUGUAUGGUACUGCAGAAGGUGGCUGAAGAGGGACACCUAGAGCUGACUGACACUCUCAUCGAUGAUAACAACACAUCAAUAAAGACCAGUGUUACUAUAGAAAUCAGAUACCAGCCGAUGGAUGGCACAGUGGGAGUGUGGAGCGACGGGGAGUUCCUGGAUGUGCCUGACGAUCGUGAUGGGAUGUUUGCGUUUGAAACCGACAGCUUGCUGUCUGGACGGAGCCACGGGUCAGGGACGUCCCCUGGUCGGACCUUACAGGGAUCCAUACCGACCUUCAGAAAAGCAGGGAAGGGAGUUUUCUCAGCCAUGAAGCUCGGCAAGAUGAAAAGCUCUAAAGACGAUCACAAGAGAGGAGAUGAGCCGGCAGUCCUAGACAUGGAUGACCUGGACAGAAGGGCGAUCCAUCUUGCUGGAACACUUGACCCAGACACCAUCUCCCUGGCCUCUGUCACUGCCGUCACCACUAACGUGUCAAAUAAGAGGUCAAAACCAGAUAUAAAGAUGGAACCGGGCUCUGGACGACCAGUGGAUUAUCAGAUCAGCAUCACAGUGAUCGAGGCUCGGCAGCUGAUAGGCCUCAACAUGGACCCUGUGGUGUGUGUGGAGAUUGGAGACGACAAGAAGUACACAUCCAUGAAGGAGUCCACCAACUGCCCAUACUACAAUGAGUAUUUUGUCUUUGACUUCCACGUUCCUCCUGAUGUCAUGUUUGACAAGAUCAUCAAGCUCUCAGUGAUUCACUCCAAAAACCUCCUUCGGAGUGGGACCUUGGUGGGAACAUUUAAGAUGGAUGUUGGGACAGUUUACUUUCAGCCUGAACACCAGUUCUACCACAAGUGGGCCAUCCUGUCUGACCCUGAUGACAUCACAGCUGGAUGUAAAGGAUAUGUUAAGUGUGACAUUGCUGUGGUUGGAAAGGGUGACAACAUCAAGACACCACAUAAGGCCAACGAGACUGAUGAAGACGACGUAGAGGGAAACCUCCUGCUCCCAGAGGGCAUCCCAGCCGAGAGGCAGUGGGCAAGGUUUUAUGUGAAGAUCUACCGUGCAGAGGGACUUCCUAAAAUGAACACCAGCAUAAUGGCAAAUGUGAAAAAGGCCUUCAUAGGAGAGAACAGAGAUCUGGUGGACCCCUACGUUCAAGUGCAGUUUGCUGGGCAGAAAGGGAAAACUUCUGUCCAGAAGAGCAGUUAUGAACCGAUCUGGAAUGAGCAGGUCGUCUUUACUGAACUCUUCCCUCCACUCUGCAAACGCCUGAAGAUCCAGAUUCGAGACUCAGAUAAGGUCAACGACGUUGCCAUAGGAACCCAUUUUAUUGACCUACGCAAGAUAUCAAAUGAUGGUGAUAAAGGGUUCCUGCCCACCAUGGGCCCGGCCUGGGUCAACAUGUACGGCUCCACUCGUCAGUACACUCUGAUGGACGAGCACCAGGACCUGAAUGACGGACUUGGAGAAGGAGUGUCCUUUAGAGCCCGACUUCUGAUCUCUGUCGCCGUGGAGAUCCUGGACACCACUUCCCCUGAAAUCAUCAGUUCCACUGAUGUCCAGGUGGAGACUGUGUCCAACAUCUCAGAGAGCGCCACAGGGAAAAUAGAAGAGUUCUUCCUCUUCGGUUCCUUCCUGGAGGCCACCAUGAUCGACAGGAAGAUUGGUGACAAAACGAUAAGUUUCGAAAUUACAAUAGGUAACUACGGCAACCAGAUAGAUGGUGUAAGCAAGCCCUCAUCAGUGAAGAAAAAGAAGAAAGAUGCAGAGAACGAAGAGGAGGAGAGCGAGCUCAUUCACAACUCGAGCGAGGACGAGGCGGACGAGGGGGGGGACAUGGUCUCAGUCUCCUCCACUCCGCUUAUGAGGCCCGUCAUCACAGACAGAAAUUACUUUCAUCUUCCCUACUUUGAAAAGAAGCCGUGUGUCUACAUCAAGAGCUGGUGGCAGGACCAAAGAAGACGACUAUACAACUCCAAUAUGAUGGACAAGAUCGCUGACAAGCUGGAGGAGGGUUUGAAUGAUGUUCAGGAGGUCAUAAAGACGGAGAAGGCCUUUCCAGAGCGCAGACUCAGGGGAGUGCUGGAGGAGCUCAGUGUUGGCUGCAGUCGCUUCGUGACUCUGGCUAACAAGGACGUGAACCAGGCAGGCAGAACCAAACUGGAUCGAGAACGGCUCAAGUCCUGCAUGAGGGAAAUGGACAGCAUGGGUCAGCAGGCCAAGCAGAUUCGGACUCAGGUGAAGAAGAACACGGUCAGAGACAAACUCAAGCUGGCACAGAACUUCCUGCAGAAGCUCCGUUUCCUCGCUGAUGAGCCUCAGCACAGCACACCAGAUGUUUUCAUCUGGAUGAUGUGUAACAACAAGCGUAUCGCUUAUGCCCGGAUUCCCUCCAAAGACAUCCUGUACUCCAUAGUGGAUGAGGAAACUGGUAAAGACUGUGGUAAAGUCAAAGCCGUCUUCCUCAAGCUGCCUGGUAAGAAGGGCUUUGGUCCUGCAGGUUGGACCGUGCAAGCUAAGCUGGAGUUGUAUCUAUGGCUGGGCCUCAACAAGCAGAGAAAGGACUUCCUCAGCGGUUUGCCCAAUGGUUUUGAAGAGAUUAAAGCUGCCAAUAUGGGCCCCAGUCUUCAGUCUGUCCCUCCUGUCAGCCUUGUCUACAACAUGAAGCAGGUUUUUCAGCUGCGAGCACACAUGUACCAGGCCCGCAGUCUGUUUGCUGCUGACAGCAGUGGCCUUUCAGACCCCUUUGCUCGGGUCUUCUUCUCCACACACAGCCAGGUCACUGAGGUCCUGAGUGAGACCCUUUGUCCUACGUGGGACCAGCUGCUGGUGUUUGACGAUGUGGAGUUGUUCGGGGAGGCCAGCGAGCUGAGAGACGACCCGCCGAUCAUUGUCGUUGAAAUCUUUGACCAGGACACUGUGGGCAAGGCAGAGUUCAUAGGUAGGACGUUUGCGAAGCCCACCAUCAAGAUGUGUGACGAGCACUAUGGCCCGCCGAGGUUCCCGCCGCAGCUGGAGUACUACCAGGUUUACAGAGGGAACUGCACCGCAGGGGAACUCCUGGCUGCAUUUGAACUGCUGCAGAUUGGCCAAGGAGGCAGAGUUGAGCUUCCUCCCCUUGAGGGCCCAACGGACUCAGAGCAUGGGCCCAUUCUUCCUGUGCCGUUGGGCAUCAGACCAAUCUUGAGCCGCUACCGCAUUGAAGUUUUGUUCUGGGGGUUAAGGGACCUUAAGAGGAUUAAUUUGGCUCAGGUGGAUCGACCUCGUGUGGAUAUAGAGUGUGCGGGUAGAGGUGUCCAAUCUGCUCUCAUCCAGAACUACAAGAAAAACCCCAACUUCAGCACCUUGGUCAAAUGGUUUGAGGUGGACCUUCCAGAGAAUGAGCUCCUGCACCCUCCUCUCAACAUCCGGGUGGUGGACUGUCGAGCGUUUGGCCGAUACAUCCUGGUUGGGUCGCAUGCUGUCACCAGCCUGAGACGCUUCAUCUACAGCGCCCCAGACAAGACCUCCAACAACUGGGCCACUGCAGCUAAGCUAAUGAACGGCUACAUGGUCCUUGCAAAUGGUGGCUCGCAGCCUUGCUCCUCACCCAGCAUUUCCUCCCGCACAUUCUCUCGCCCCGCAGGUGACAUCAUCGUCAACUUGGACGCUGAACCUCUGGCCCGAAAGAUGGACACAGUCGUCAAGUUAGAUGCCAUGUCUGAUGCUGUUGUAAAAGUUGACAUGACUGAAGAGGAGAUCGACAAAGAGAAGAAGAAGAAGAAGAAGAAAAAGAAGGGAGGAGUCGAGGAAGAAGAAGAGACGGAUGAGAGCGUGCUGGACUGGUGGUCCAAAUAUUUUGCCUCGAUAGAGACGCUGAAGGAGACCCUAAGAGCUCAGGAGGCAGCUCAGGCAGAGGCGGAGGAGAGAGAGGACCUGGAGAUAGCUGCAGAGGCGGCAGACAUCAAACCCGAUGACCUUCUUCUGAAAGGCUCCAAGAAUAAAGAGAAGAGCAAAGACAAGAAGAGCUCCAAGGACAAGAAGAAGAGUCAGGCUGGGGACGGGGCUGAGAAACGACCAGUUAAAGCGAGAGUAGACGAGCUGAUGGUUUACAACAAGGAGCUGGAGAGUGAGUACGGCAACUUUGAAGACUGGCUUCACACUUUCAACCUGUACAGAGGAAAAGCUGGGGACGACGACGAGCACGCUCUGGAUGACGAUAGGAUUGUCGGCAGAUUCAAAGGAUCCCUGUGUAUGUACAAGCUGCCUCUGUCGGAGGAGAUCACCAGAGAGGCAGGAUUUGAUCCUAACAUGGGCAUGUUCCAGAGCAUUCCUCAUAACGAUCCAAUCAACGUCCUCGUCCGUGUCUAUGUGGUCAGGGCUACAGAUCUUCAUCCUGCUGAUAUCAAUGGGAAGGCUGAUCCGUACGUUGUCAUCAAACUGGGCAAGUCAGAGGUCAAAGACAAAGAGAACUACAUCUCCAAACAGCUCAAUCCUGUGUUUGGCAAAUCAUUUGACAUCGAGGCCACAUUCCCCAUGGAGUCCAUGCUGACAGUGUCUGUGUACGACUGGGACUUGGUCGGCACUGAUGACCUGAUCGGAGAGACGAAAAUCGACCUGGAGAAUCGUUUCUACAGCAAAUACAGAGCCACCUGUGGCAUUUCAUCCAACUACUCUCUCCACGGAUACAAUGUGUGGCGGGACCCUUUGAAGCCCAGUCAGAUCCUGGCCAAGCUCUGUAAGGACGGAAAGAUCGAUGGACCUCAUUACGGACCUGGAGGCAAAGUCAAGGUGGCGAGUCGAAUAUUCCUGGGACCAACAGAGAUAGAAGAUGAGAACGGUUUGAAGAAGCAGACUGAGGAGCAUUUGGCUCUGUCAGUGCUGAACCACUGGGAGGAGAUCCCGAGAGUGGGCUGCAAACUCAUCCCCGAGCACGUGGAGACCAGACCCCUGCUGAACCCCGACAAGCCCGGCAUCGAACAGGGCCGCAUUGAGAUGUGGGUCGAUAUGUUUGCUAUGGACAUGCCUGCUCCUGGACCAGCGAUUGACAUAGCUCCACGGAAACCAAAGAGAUAUGAGCUCAGGGUGAUUAUUUGGAAUACAGACGAAGUAAUACUGGAGGACGAUGAUUACUUCACUGGGGAAAAGUCCAGUGACAUAUUUGUCAGGGGGUGGCUGAAGGGGCAGCAGGAGGACAAGCAGGACACAGACGUGCACUAUCACUCGCUGACCGGCGAGGGCAACUUCAACUGGCGCUUCGUCUACCCCUUCGAUUACCUCAUGGCUGAAGAGAAGAUCGUCAUCUCUAAGAAAGAGUCCAUGUUCUCCUGGGACGAGACCGAAUACAAGAUCCCUCCUCGCCUCACGAUGCAGGUGUGGGACGCCGACCACUUCUCUGCAGAUGACUUCCUGGGUGCAAUUGAGCUGGACCUGAACCGUUUCCCCCGCGGUGCCAAGACGGCCAAGCAGUGCUCCCUGGACAUGAUCCGAAAUGAGCAGGAGCUUCCCACCAUCUCCAUCUUCAAACAGAAGAGAGUGAAAGGCUGGUGGCCAUUUGUGGCCCGUGAUGAGAACGAUGAGAUGGAGCUGACCGUGCGUCAUGAGAUAAUGAGUGGAUAACUACACAAACAUGCAUAAAAUCAUCGUCUAAAAAUUCCUCUUAUAAAUUCCACAGUAAAUUCAACGCAAAAUCCCUGUCCACACCUGAAACUUUCCAAACACCACCGCCCAGACACCACCUUCCUGUGGUUCCUGAGCCCGUUGAAAGCCAUCCGCUACCUGGUGUGCAACCGCUACAAGUGGCUGAUCAUCAAGAUCGUGCUGGCCCUGCUGCUGCUCAUCAUGCUGGGCCUCUUCCUCUACAGCAUGCCGGGCUACCUUGUCAAGAAGCUGCUGGGGGCCUGAGAGGGCUGCUGGGAGGACAGGCAAGGCGGGUGGUGGGCCGGAUGGGUUGAGGAAUGGGGGGGUGGAAAUCUCUGUCUCUCUUUGUCUCAGAAAAAUAGGCACUUUGUCCAUCCGGUCUAUUAUUUCUCCACUUUGAUCCGUUCAGAUCUUCCUGUACAGCUCGCCACCUAAGACUACGCCCCCUCCUGGAAGUCAGAGAAGCGCUAACACCCGCAUCCUCUCUUCAGCACAACUAAACUCUCAGCAUCUCGACUCCAUCUUUGAACUGACCACGCCGCAGUCACAUGACACAAAUUAACCCCUGAUCUGACCCGAAACUUCCUAUUUUCAACGUCACCUGACAAUGAAUGUUUCUUUUUCCGUCUAUACAGCUUUUAAUUAAUUCAUUUACUUAUUUAUUUAUUUAUUCAACUAAAUCCGAGUGUUGGAUUCGUGGUCAGGCAAAUGCAUGGACGUACAUUACAAGUGAUGUUGUAACAUCUCCCAUUACCGCUACAGUUUCGGCUAUUGAUAUAGGUUAGUAGGGAACAAGUAUUUACUGUCAACACUUUGCUUUGAGUACUCGUAUUUAGUUUUUAUGAGAACUAUAUAAACAUUUAAUAAACAGUUUACACAUUAUAAUGUAGUUUUGAGCACAUAUUGGGACAUUUUGAGUAAAAAAAAAAAUUACAUAAUAAGUCUCUUGUAAAGACAUAUUUUAUCUGUUUUAUUACGUUGCCGACAUCCACUCUUGUUUGCCCUCAAAUACUUGAAUCUAAAUUGUACUGUUAGAAACUAAUAAUGUUUAGAUUGAACUUAUAAAUGCUAAAUGUGGCUGCUGAAACAAAAGUGUUGCUGUUUUUUUUAUAGCUCUUGCAGUCUUUGCACACUUCAAAAAUAAUAAUGAAGAAACAAACAAUAAAGAUGUCUAUUUUCCUAAUGAAAUUCAAUGAGACACGGAACAAGAUGACUUCAAAAUGAAAAACUAAUAAGGAAACGAUGAGUAAGCUUUCUACGUGGUUUAGAUAAACUGUUCAUUUUUAUUGAAUUGUUUGCAAUUUAGCAAAGUUUGGUCCAACAGCUUCUGCAAAUAAUUUGAAGAAAAAAAAUUUAAAUUCCAUUUAUUUAACGUGAACUAUACAAGCACAAGUCAGCCUAUUCUCUGAGAAUUCCCUGUGCUUUGUAAUAAAAUCCUCACUGGACAAUACAACAAAUAAAAUCAAUAGUCAAAUCAUUAUCAAAAAUAAUGAAUGCAACAAAUACUAAAUGUAGAACUACACUGUUUGUCAACGUGCAUGCAUCAUAAUGAUAACCGAGGUCAUGUGUAUUGCCAUGGCUCGUCACUCCAGCCUGAUACAAACCAAAUCACCAACUCUACUGUGUAAAAACUUCAGAUAAAGUAAAGAUGGAAAUAUGAUCAAAGUGCACUUGAGUGGGAAAGUGGCUCAGCGUUGACUCUGGAAACUCUGGCCCAGUCUACACAUGAGAAGACAUUGUUAUCCCAUUUAAAAAAACUUUGCCUGUGCUUGACCUCAUUUGUGUUGCAGUCUUUGUUUGUGAUUCUGUGUUCCACUGAUUACAGAAUUAUCGGUUGCACUAAACUUGCCUGUUUUUACGAUGAAUUUUGUGUAUUGUAUGAUAUAGUGGUUCAAAGGUGUGCGUUAUUUAUUUUUUGUCUGUUUUGACAAUUUGAAAUAAACUGGAUUCCAAGGAAAA
Molecule: messenger RNA, 8036 nt
Organism: Paralichthys olivaceus (Japanese flounder)
Lineage: Eukaryota; Metazoa; Chordata; Actinopteri; Pleuronectiformes; Paralichthyidae
Source: RefSeq, a predicted model, not a curated record